AUGACUCGUGUGGUUAGUGGCAGAGCGCUUUCCCAGGUGGGACUUGCUGGGACCAGGUCUUUGGCGACAGUUGUGGAACCAAAAGUGAGAGUAAGUGACCAGAUCCUGAACUGGUCUCGUGAAGCCAUUGAGAGAGGUGAUGCACAUUUCAAAGUCGGUGGGACUAAACUAUAUUUUCCCAAGGCAAGAGUUAUUCUAUUGAGACCCAAUGCUAAGCACACUCCCUAUCAGGCUAAAUUUAUCGUGCCUAAGUCCUUCAACAAACUGGAUUUAAGAGACUACUUAUUCCACAUCUAUGGUUUAAGAGCAAUGAACGUCACUACACAACUGUUACAUGGUAAAUACACCCGAGCAAACAUCGCUUCUCCACGUUAUAGAAGUCCCCAGGUUAAGAAGAUGACUAUCGAUAUGGCUGAACCGUUUAUCUGGCCCGAAGAACCAAAACCAGAAGAAAACGGACUGUGGGAUAGCACUUUCAACAAAAACAGAAAUUUGUACCGUGAAGACGUAUACCGCCCAGGCUCCGACCAAUUCAAACCCUCGAAGGCAUUUGACGGUGCCGUUGGUCCAUUCAAACCAGUCGCACAACCUUUUAUUCCAAAAUUCCUGGGCAGAGAACUAAGAAAUAGAAAGCAAAAAUACCACGAUAAACAAGCAAGAAUGAAUCAACUCAUCAAGCUAGACAAGCAUGGCGCUUCGCCUUAG
Molecule: messenger RNA, 705 nt
Organism: Torulaspora delbrueckii
Lineage: Eukaryota; Fungi; Ascomycota; Saccharomycetes; Saccharomycetales; Saccharomycetaceae
Gene: MRP20
Product: mitochondrial 54S ribosomal protein uL23m
Exons: 1
Coding region: 1-705 (234 amino acids)
Biological process (GO): mitochondrial translation
Cellular component (GO): ribosome; mitochondrial large ribosomal subunit
Molecular function (GO): structural constituent of ribosome
Source: RefSeq, a predicted model, not a curated record